Messenger RNA from Gryllus bimaculatus (two-spotted cricket), 3315 nucleotides. The record is from the annotation of a GenBank genome assembly. NCBI's taxonomy places the organism in Eukaryota, Metazoa, Arthropoda, Insecta, Orthoptera, Gryllidae.
AAAUCUAUGUUUAUCUACAUGAAGUCUUCGUGUCUGCGUUUUUAACGAUCUUGUGAAGCUUUUGGGAUGUGCAGAGACAUACCUACUAUUUGAAUUUGCCAACAUUCUGGAUCACUGCAAAUGGUGGAUUACGGCUGUCGAAAUAGGAUGGAAAGGAAAUUUCUAAUUGUGACAAAUGAAUAUUUAAUGCUUUCAUUCAAUUUUAAUCGUUGAAAAGAACGGCUAAUGACGACAAUGCGAUUAAGAUAGCGAUAAUUGACUCAGAAUAUUGUAACAUCUGUGCACCAAUCAACCGGCGUCAACGGGUGCAGCACGGAGUAAACAAGUUAAGGAAUAAUUUAGCAGGGAGAGAGCAGGGAGGUGGUGAAUAUACGUGAUAUGGUAUUACAGAUUAUUUCUGCGGCAGAUUGUCAAGUGUGUAUUUGUUAUGGUUUUGUGUAGAAGGAAUAUGUAUACAUUUCUUGUGAUAUGUGACAUUAGUUAAUUGGGAUUGCUAUAGUCUUGUGCUAACAAUAAUGCGAUCGAUUCAUAGACGUCUGCUGGUUGGAAAUUUUUGAAAACGCAAAAUUUAAUAACUGCAGCAUUGUUUUCUUAUCUCUAUUUGUAUGCUCUACUUGCAGUAUUCUUCCGGUGAAAAAUGUCGUUCAAGAAAAUAGUUCUGAAAAGCACGACAGUGAUGUCGCUUAAUGAACGUUUCACAUACCUCCGGGGCAACUAUGAUCACGGUAUUCACGCAAUCCGGGAGAGCAAUGCCUUGCAGCAGCAGGCUUCAGCUAAAAAUCGACGGUUGGCUCAGCAGAUGGAACGUCGACCUGCAGUAAUGGCUGCAUUAAAGCUCAAAAAGUGGAGUCUUCGGCAGCGAUUGGGUCAGCCUGUUGUAAGCAAUGUUAAGGAAAGACUUACUCUCCCUGCACAAGGUGGCAGUCACAUACGUGGACGGGGACGUGGCCUUGGACGGAGGAGCAUGUCGCUGAACCUUGGAGACGGCACUUCUACAAGGUUUCGAAGGGGUCAAGGACGUGCAUUCCAAUCAUCCAGUCGUCGUCCAUUUAAGAGAGGUGUAUCCACAUCUCGUGGUUUGAGAGGAGCAAGAUUCACUCGUGGUGGCAAUACUAGUCAGAGAGGAACAACCACUUUACGUGGCUUUAGUUCUUCAUUUCGAAGAGGGGGCAGGAGUGGGGGUGUGCGAGGCCGAGGUCGACGUGGUGGAGCUAGAGGGCGGCAGCAGAAACUCCCCUCGAAGGAAGAACUAGACCUCCAAUUGGAUCAGUACAUGGCAAACACAAAGUCACAUCUUGACAAAGAAUUGGAUUCGUACAUGAACCAAACACCAUCAGAAAAUUGGGAUUAGUGAUAAAAUUGUGAAAUUGGAUUGCAGUCUGAGGGAAUAGCAGAGUGCAAAUUUGCAGUGUUGAGAAAAACAGAGGCUAGUGGUUGUUUGUUUUCUGAAAUCAACACUGUCUUCCUAAUUGCAGUUUUAAAAGAAAUACUUAACCCUUCUUUUCUUUAUUUAGUCAUUCGAAUCUCUCGAUGUAUAUAAGUGAUGUUGGUUCUUGUUUGUAUCCGCUGUUAUUUGUUGCAAAAUUUGUGAACUGGUAUUCAUAGUACAUGUGAUGAUGUUGAUUGUCACUUUUUCUACUGUAAAUCUUGAGUUUAUUGUUCAAAUUCAUUACUGAGUUUGAAUUUCAUUUGAAGUAAAUGAUUGGUCUUUGAAUAAUCUUUUUCCAUCUCUCGGAUAAUAACUUCAUGAACUCAUUAGUAUGUUUGCUGUGAAAUUUAACUACCACUUUAAAUUAUUUUGUUAUGUGAUUUGUGGUUUUAAUGACUUUAAAUAGUAUGAAUGUAAUAACAAGCUUCAGUUCAAGAAAGUUAGAUGUCUGAGAGAAUAGUUCAAUUUGUAUUGCCUUGGGUAGUAAAAGAUCAUUAGAACAGGUAGUUAAGAUCUAAGUUUGAUGCAUUUAUUUCAGUGUUUUUAAGACAUAAUUUGCUUUUGCUUUUUAAAGAAAGAGAAGUAUUAAGUCUUACAGUACUUGAGCCUUCCCAUCCUCAUAUUAAAGAUCCAGUCGGAUGUGGUGCAAAUGACAGAAGUUGCCAUUAUGAUGUUAAAAAUGAGUGACAUGGUUCAUAUCACCCUUAGUUCCAAGUAGACAAUGAUUAAAUUAAAUUAUCAGAAAUUAUUUGAGUACUGCACUUGCCACUUUGUAAACAAAUGUAACAAAUGAUACCUUUGCAGUGACUGAAGAAAAUCUAUUGUGUUUUAGAGUUAAAUGAAAUUAUGUGCAGAGAAUACGGGUGGAUGCGAGCAUAAAAAAAUGUUUGAAAUUGUGUAAAAUAAGAAUUUUUACAUUAUGAGAUCUGUAAGUGUAACAAAAAUAAAUUCUCAAAUUUAAACUAUGUAGUUAACUAAAAUAAUUUCAUCCUGUUUUCUUGAGUAAAAAUUUGCUAUUUUAAUAAACAUGCCACUGUAGUUUUAAUGAAUAAUUGAUAUAAAUUUCCAAAACUGUUCUAUUUAAAUUUCUCAUAACGGUUCCUUUUCAUUUAACAUUGUAAUUGUUUAUUGAGUUUUUUUUAAAAAUAAAUAAUUCAUGUCUGGGAUAGUUUUUGCUCUGAUUUCUCUUAAAUUUUCUGUUCUGGAGCAGGCAAGUUAUUUUUGUACUAGAAAAGAAAAUCUAAAGUAUUUUGGUAUGUUAUCAAUAUUUUCUUAAUAUUAAAAUAAUUUAUUUAAUACAAGUUUUUAAUCAUUUUGUUAUAUUUAUCCCUGACACUGUUGGCACUAUUUUGGGUAUUUGACAUAAAUUAGACUCGCCAUAGAAAAAGAUUUCAGUCAAUUGUGAAGGACUAAUCAAAGCAGAAAGGAGUCGUCUUGGAGUCUCAGUAUUUGCGGUGUCAUUCUUCUAACUUCAUGGCAAGCAGGUAAUGGGAGAUAUGCACCCAUGUACGUAUUAGCAAGAUUCCUCACCGCUUUAGGGGGUGUCCAUCAAUUACAUGACGCAAAUUUUGAGUACUUUGAAUGUCCCCCCUGUAAUAUACCCGUAACAUGCGUUUGAAACCCCACCUCCGUAAAUAAUUGCAUAACACAGCGACAUUCCCCCUCACAUUUUCAAGUAAAAUCAAGUCAAGCGUGUUCAAAACAAUUGGUAUUAAUUUCAUUUGUUUUAUGCAUUAAAAUUUAUAAGAUUAGGGGUAAUUUUUGAGUGAAGGAAGGACGCAAGGACGUGAAAAUUCCUGACUAGUAGUUCACACACCAUUGUAGACGAUAUUUGGGUGAGAGUACAGUGCCAAUUUACUUGGAUUCUAAAAUAUACUACAAAUCAG